Molecule: messenger RNA, 1900 nt
Organism: Nestor notabilis (Kea)
Lineage: Eukaryota; Metazoa; Chordata; Aves; Psittaciformes; Psittacidae
Gene: PSAP
Product: prosaposin
Exons: 14
Coding region: 1-1551 (516 amino acids)
Biological process (GO): sphingolipid metabolic process
Cellular component (GO): lysosome
Source: RefSeq, a predicted model, not a curated record
AUGUGCAACUGUGAAAGAACAAUUCUUUUUUUGGCAGCUGUGGCAAGCCCUGUUUUGUGGCAGAAGGACUGUGUAAAGGGUCCAGAGGUGUGGUGUCAGAGUGUUCGGACAGCAUCACAGUGUGGAGCGGUGAAACACUGCCAGCAGAAUGUUUGGAACAAGCCUACUGUAAACAGUAUCCCCUGUGACUUAUGUAAGGAACUUGUGACAGUGGCUGGCAAGGUUUUGAAGGAUAAUGGCACUGAGGAUGAGAUCCGCUCUUACUUGGAAAAGACGUGUGAGUUUCUUCCUGACCAAGGCCUGGUCUCUGAGUGCAAAGAAAUUGUGGAUUCGUACCUACCUGUUAUCAUGGAUAUGAUCAAAGAAGAGCUGGAUAAACCUGAAGUUGUAUGUAGUGCCCUUGCACUGUGCCAGUCCCUUCAGAAACACCUCGCAGCAAUGAAACUUCAGAAACAACUCCAGUCAAAUAAGAUACCGGAGCUGGAUUUCUCUGAACUGGCAUCCCCAUUCAUGGCUAAUGUGCCUCUUCUCCUUUACCCUCAGGACAAACCCAAGCAGAAGUCAAAGGGAAGUGGGGAUGUAUGCCAAGAUUGCAUUCAGCUGGUUACUGAUGUUCAGGAAGCUGUGAGGACAAACUCAUCUUUUGUAAAGUCUUUGGUUGCUCAUGCUAAGGAGGAGUGUGACCGUUUGGGACCUGAAAUGUCUGAUAUGUGCAAGAACUAUAUCUCUGAAUAUUCUGACUUGGCCAUCCAAAUGAUGAUGCACAUGAAGGAUCAGCAACCAAAGGACAUUUGUGCCAUGGUUGGGUUCUGUUCUUCUGUGAAAUCUGUUCCCCUUCAGACUCUGGUACCAGCUCAAGUGGUUCAUGAAGUAAAAAUGGAAACAGUGGAGAAAGCCUCAGUUCAAGAGAAGACUCUUUCCUUGUGUGAAAUAUGUGAGACCAUGGUGAAAGAAGUGACUGGCCUCUUGGAGAGCAACAAGACAGAGGAGGAGAUUGUACAUGAAAUGGAGGUGGUCUGCUACCUGUUCCCAGCAAGUGUCAAGGACCAGUGUAAGGACUUCAUUGAUGUCUAUGGCCAGGCUCUGGUUGACAUGCUUUUGGAGGCAACAAAUCCUGAAGCUGUGUGUGUUAUGCUGAAAUGCUGUGCUGCCAACAAGCCUCCACCGCCACCAGUUUUAGUGAAACCUGCAGGUGGCUUCUGUGAUAUCUGCAAGAUGGUGGUAUCUUAUGCAGACAAAGAACUAGAGAAGAAUGCCACAACAGCUGAAAUUGAAGCUUUACUGGAAAAAGUCUGUCACUUCCUGCCAGAGUCUGUCCGUGAUCAGUGUGUUCAGUUUGUGGAUCAGUAUGAACCUGUGGUUGUGCAACUCUUGGCAGAAAUGAUGGAUCCCACUUUUGUUUGCACUAAACUUGGAGUCUGUGGAUCAGCUAAGCAGCCUCUCCUGGGGGAUGAUGCUUGUGUUUGGGGUCCAGGUUACUGGUGUAAGAACAUGGAGACUGCUGCUCAGUGCAACGCUGUUGAUCACUGCAAACGUCAUGUGUGGAACUAGAAGAGGAAUUUCCAGUUCUGAAAAUUUGCCAUGGCUCUUUGUGGGCCGAGGUUGGCGGGGAGCUGUAUCUCAACUGUCCCUCCUUUCUGCCUCAUUAACAAGUUGACCUUCAAGUUCCUUUAUUGUAACUCUUCUGUAGCAGUGCUGCUGUUGAAGGAUCAGAUCUUCAUUGUUGAUUUAACAAAGAUAUUUUUGAUUGUACAGUUUAACUCAUUAUGCUCCUAAAAAUAGUCAGUGUGUUGUAGUUUUUUAAUUGAUAGGCUGAAGUGUUUUUAGGUGCUGGGAAGAAUGUCAGAGAAGGUGAAAUAAGACAAGGCUAUUAUCUUUUAACUUAAAAAAAGAACAAGAU